UUUCAGGCUGGCUGGAAGGAAAACCAUGCAACGUUUAUGAAUGAACUGAAAAACCUUCAGGCUGAAGGACUUACGACUCUUGGCCAGUCCCUAAGGACAGCUUUUGAUUUAUUAAACUUAAAUAGAUUAGUAACUGGCAUAGACAACUAUGGGCAGGGACGAAACCCCUUUUUUCUGGAGCCAGCAAUAAUUAUAACAGUUACUGAUGGAAGUAAAUUAACUACUACCAGUGGGAUACAGGAAGAGCUCCAUUUACCUCUCAAUUCCCCUCUACCUGGAAGUGAGUUGACUAAGGAACCCUUUCGAUGGGAUCAGAGGUUAUUUGCUUUGGUUCUCCGUUUGCCUGGUAUUACAGCACCGGAAUCAGAGCAAAUGACAGGGGUACCGGUGGAUGACUCUGCAAUCACACCUAUGUGCGAAGUCACAGGAGGUCGAUCAUAUUGUGUGUGCUCUCCAAGAAUGCUGAAUCAGUGUCUUGAAUCAUUGGUGCAAAAAGUGCAAAGUGGAGUGGUAAUAAAUUUUGAAAAAGCUGGACCGGAUCCCUCACCAAUUGAUGAUGGGCAGGUGGAUAUAUCUAGACCGUUUGGACCCCAACCUUGGCACAGCUGUCACAAACUUAUUUAUGUCAGACCAAACCCUAAAACUGGGGUUCCUAUAGGUCAUUGGCCUGUUCCUGAAUCCUUUUGGCCAGAUCAAAAUUCUCCAACGCUGCCACCUCGCACAUCUCAUCCUGUGGUGAAAUUUUCCUGUACUGACUGUGAACCGAUGGUCAUUGACAAACUGCCUUUUGAUAAAUACGAGUUAGAACCCUCACCACUGACCCAGUUUAUCCUGGAAAGAAAAUCCCCUCAGACCUGCUGGCAGGUAUAUGUGAGCAAUAGUGCAAAAUACAGUGAACUUGGUCAUCCUUUUGGUUACUUGAAAGCUAGUACAGCGCUGAAUUGUGUGAAUUUAUUUGUGAUGCCUUACAAUUAUCCCGUCCUUCUUCCACUACUAGAUGACUUGUUUAAAGUACACAAGGCAAAGCCUACGUUGAAAUGGCGACAGUCAUUUGAAAGCUAUUUGAAGACAAUGCCUCCUUAUUAUCUUGGGCCUUUGAAGAAAGCUGUGAGAAUGAUGGGAGCACCAAACCUUAUAGCUGACAAUGUGGAAUACGGACUUAGUUACAGUGUCAUUUCAUAUCUCAAAAAGUUGAGUCAGCAGGCCAAAAUAGAGUCCGAUAGAGUCAUUGGCUCUGUAGGCAAAAAGGUAGCGCAAGAGACUGGAAUUAAGGUCAGAAGCAGAUCACACAACCUGUCUAUGGCACAUAGGAACGAUUUUCAACAUCUGCUACAGGGGAUUACUGGGGAAAUUCCUCAUAGACCUCUAGACCUCAAUAUGAAGGAGUAUGCUGGGUUCCAAAUAGCUUUGCUGAAUAAGGAUUUAAAACCUCAGACUUUUAGAAAUGCUUAUGACAUACCCAGAAGAAAUCUUUUGGAUCAGUUAACACGAAUGAGAUCUAAUUUACUGAAGAGUACUCGCAAAUUCCUCAAAGGACAAGAUGAAGAUCAAGUUCACAGUGUACCUAUAGCACAAAUGGGAAACUACCAGGAGUAUCUAAAACAAAUACCUUCUCCACUCCGAGAGCUUGAUCCUGAUCAGCCACGAAGGCUCCAUACAUUUGGCAAUCCAUUCAAAUUGGACAAAAAGGGAAUGAUGAUAGAUGAAGCAGAUGAAUUUGUAUCAGGACCUCAAAAUAAACAUAAAAGACCUGGAGAACCAAAUAUGCAAGGGAUUCCGAAAAGACGCCGUUGUAUGUCCCCCCUGCUCAGAGGUCGACCGCAAACUCCUCCGGUUGUGAAUAACCACAUUGGAGGAAAAGGGCCACCAACACCAAUCACACAAGCACAGCCUGACCUUGUUAAACCUAUUCCUAUUCACAAAACAUCAGAAACAAAUAAUGAGGUUACAAUGGAUGAUGUGGUUGAGAAUCAUGUUACAGACCCACUUUCAUCAGAUGUUUUCCCGAAUACUGUGGCUUCAGAGUUUUCAAUGUCCUCUUCUCCAUUCAAUUCAUUGGAUCGACCAGCAGCUCAUACAGAGGAUGUAGGCCAUGAACAUUUAGGGAAUAACUUGAAUGUUGAUGGGUUUUUGGAGAAUCACGAGGAAUCAGGUAGUAAAGAACAAAGUACUGAAGAAAACUUGCCAAUGUCUUCACCAAGCAAAGGGAAAAAAACAGUGCAUUGCAGAAGUUCCAGAGAGAUUAAUAUGGAGCUAAGAGCACAAAUUAUGAAAGAGAUCCGAAAACCAGGAAGGAAGUAUGAAAGAAUCUUCUUUCUACUGAAACAUGUACAAGGAAGCUUACAAACCCGACUCAUAUUUUUACAAAAUGUUAUUAAAGAAGCUUCAAGGUUUAAAAAGCGAAUGCUGAUAGAACAGCUUGAGAGUUUUCUGGAAGAAAUCCAUCGCAGAUCGAAUCAGGUCAACCAUAUCAACAGCAGCUAAGAAACACUGCACAGAAGAGAAAGCCGCAGCAGGGCGCUGCUGUCCUUACUUGCAUUCAUUUUUGACAUGCACUCUUAUCUCAAGUUCCUAUACCUGAAAGAAUAAGAAGCUGCUCUAUAAAAUGAUGAGUAAAGUAUCCAUCAUCUUUUUUUU
Egretta garzetta (little egret) is the source of this 2637-nucleotide messenger RNA. It is a transcript of the gene INTS6, whose product is annotated as integrator complex subunit 6. The record is from RefSeq and is a predicted model, not a curated record. The coding region runs from base 37 to 2484 and encodes 815 amino acids. The transcript is spliced from 16 exons. Gene Ontology annotation, cellular component: integrator complex. Lineage: Eukaryota; Metazoa; Chordata; Aves; Pelecaniformes; Ardeidae. Gene Ontology annotation, biological process: snRNA 3'-end processing.